Molecule: messenger RNA, 378 nt
Organism: Scutellospora calospora
Lineage: Eukaryota; Fungi; Glomeromycota; Glomeromycetes; Diversisporales; Gigasporaceae
Source: the annotation of a GenBank genome assembly
GCAACAAGUGAAUCAAAAGUUAGAGCAGCUAAAGAAGAAAAUACAUUAAUAUUAAAUGAACAGCUCCGUGAACAAUUGGAUGAAAAGAAUAAAACAAUUGAAAAUGAGAGACAGAGAGUUAAGCAUUUGGAAGAUCAGUUCUCUUGUAUGCUUGAAGAACAAAAACGCCUACAUAUUCAAAUUGAACGACAAGAAACCGUGAUUAAUAAAGUUCUAAGUGGAUUACAUAUGAUUAACCAACACAAAGAUGUAAUAGAAAAUGAUGUAUUGAAAAAUAUUACAGAGGAUAUGCAAAUUACACUGUCGCUUGACAGAAAACCAUACCAACCUCCCGCUUAUAUUAAUCCACCUUGGAAACCGGCUGGCAACAAUCGCAUC